CAUUACAACGCCAUCUAUACUGUUUACAAACACAUGAUGGAAAUAACAUAACACCCACUGGAUAAGGGGCAGUCUCAUGUUAUCCCAAAUGAAUAUGUUCAAGAAGAAAGGGCCCUCUCAGCAGGAAGUCAUCCAUGAGACCAAACUCAAACGCAACAUCACCAAGGAGUUCUCUAAAGUUCUCAAAGUCCUCCAGCACAGACAUACCAAUGAUGAAAAUGAAGUUCCCAUCUACAGUGAUGAUGAGGCCAACUCCCUCUGCAACAUCCUGGAGGCUGUGUUCCUGCAUGGUCUCAAGGACUCCGUGGCCAGCAAGCUGGUCAGUUACAUGAACUUCUCAACACCUGCAGCAGACAGCACAGUCACCGUAAACUUCUGGAACUUCGUUGUGAAGUUCACACACAAAGAUGUGAUCUCGCAGCUGAAGAAACUUCCACAGAUCUCAACAGACAUAGGACUCUGCAGGGCGUGGGUGAGGCUGGCACUCAAUGAUGGGCUGAUGGAGAGCUACGUCGACUCCGUGGUUGCUGAUGCCAAGACCUUGCAGUAUUUCUACAACACUACAGCCUAUCUGAGGGACCAUGAACAUCCAGGCAUUUUAAAAAGUUACCUCUCUGGCCUGAUGACCUUGACCUUCCAACUGUCCUUCAACUCAAGUGUCCUGAAUGACUGGAUGUCCACUCCACUCGUCUUGGCCGGAUUUGUUGACUCUCAGACUCCGACCCCCAUCUUCACGGUCAAGCCAGGGGCAGGAAAGAAGCCAAUUUCAGAGGACAAAUCCUCUUUACAGCUGCCUCCCAGGACUGCACGCUCAAAGUCACAUGAUCUAGAUCGCCUUGGCAACUCACAGAUUGUUUCCAGUCCACUUGAUGGUUUGCGCACUCCACCCAACACACCGUAUGACAUGCAAGGUUUUACUAGGGCCGACGUGGAAGCAAUUAAGAAAAUGGCAAUGGCAUCUUCUCCAUACGCUGCAUCAGAGUGUUCUACAUCAAGUCACAUCUCCUGCCCAGAUCCCAGCAAUGGCAAUGCCCCGAGUUUAGAUCCCUCUCUCAUCGAGGAUCAGAUUUUGCAAGAAAUCAUGGCACAAAAUGCAGCUGAUUUAAGAAACGUAAAAGAUGGGACAGUAUUGAGGAAAUCAGCAGAAAAAGAAGCCUUUGAAAGAUCUCCAAAGACUGAAAGAAAACCAAAUGCAAAUGAUGUUCAAAAAUCUCCAAAAGUCAAACGAAAAACAGAUGAAGAUUGUGUAAAGGAUGUUGAAAACAGUGUUCCAGCAGCCCCAACUGAAGAACUAAUGUCAUCAGAAACCACAAACGUUGAUCUUAAUUCAAAAAGCUGUGAUACUCUUGUAGGAGAAAGUGAGGAGCCGUGUGAUACGGAUCAAGAUGGUCAAACUGAUGGAGCUGUUUCUGAGCUAACAAUUCCUCAACCGGAUGUGCUCGAUAUUUAUGCUCAAGCAAAUUCCUCCACAGAAAAACUACCUCCAUUGAGAGCGAGUUCUGAGUUACCUCCCCUUCACCACUUCACGCAACCGGCGAGUCCAAGCAGACGAAAGAGUGGGCCAGUAGAACCAGUGCUUUCGUCUGUGGUUGCCAGUGAGAUUGUUACGGCUCCUGUCACGGAAAGACGGAGGUCAUCAUUGUCAGCUAUUCAGGAACUGAUCUCGAAGAAUGCUGGACGCUCGGUACCAUCGAGCUCUGGUGUUCAUGUGUAUGAUCCUGCAACCGGCGCCAAUGUGCCCAUGGAACUGGCAGGAAGUCCAAGAACGUAUGGGAACAGGCUGAGUGACAUGACAGGGUGGUCCUCCGAGUUUGAACACAGUGGGGAAUAUUUAUCAGAAAGGAACUUGGCACGGUUUGAAGCUUCCACAGAAGAAAUCUCACGACGUAAAAAAACUGAGAGUUUCCGAACCCUGUUGAAGAACUAUGCCCCUUCAAGCUCCCAGUCCCCCGGCCCCUCUCUGGACCAGGUGAUACAGAACCUGCCCAUCUCCUCCGUGUCAGAGCUCGACUCUGUGGAUGGUGAGGAGCCUCCAAGGAGGGUCAUGAAGACACAGUCCAGCGAAGAUCCCGAGGACCACGAUUUUGAAAUAGUUGAAUGUGGGCGUGUGUCUUUGUUGGACACUGCAAACCCCAACUCCCGUCUGACCCAUUUCAAGGAGAUUGCCGUGGAGAAGGGGCUGGACUCCCAGAACUACCAGUGUAAAGGAUGUUCACGACCAGUCGGACUCAUUUACGGCAACCCCCGAGUGUGUUCCUUUGAUGGUGGCUACUACUGUUUUGAGUGCCAUGAGAACGACGAGUACUACAUCCCAGCACACAUCAUCUUCAACUGGGACUUCCGCAAACAGAAAGUGUCCAAGUUUAGCCAGGAGUACGUCCAACAGAUGGAAGACCAGCCGGUCUUGGACCUGGAGGAGCUCAACCCUAAGAUCUAUGAUCACAUCCAGGAGAUGGAGGACGUCAGACUUCUACGUCAGCAGCUGUGUUCUUUGAAGACGUAUCUCUUCACCUGUCAUCAGUCAGUGGCUGUCGAUCUGAGGAAGAAGGUGUGGCCUCGAGAACACCUGUAUGACAGCAGACACCUCUGUUCUCUUUCAGACUUGCUGCAGAUUCCAUCCGGCCAGCUGGCAAGGUUUCUGAAGGAGGUUGUAAAGUUUGCCAGUAAGCAUGUGUAUGACUGUUCCCUGUGCUCCCAGAAAGGAUUCAUCUGUGAGGUGUGCAACAACCCCAAGGUCAUUUACCCCUUUGAAGUGGAAUCUACCUACAGGAUGUCACCACAAGAGAUUCGUCAAGAUGCGAUGAAAUGUGUAUGUUGUGCAAAGCAGUGUACCACAAGACCUGUAUGACGGAGAACCUGCCCUGCCCCAAGUGUUUGCGCUGGAGACUCCGCAAGUCUAGCUUCGGGGCAAGUCCAGCUGACUCCGAGGACUACGCCUUUACCCCACCUUGACCUGAUCCACAUGGCCUUCACACAGGAGUGUCUUCACCUGUCCUCCGACCCAAGCAUAGUUUUAGUGUCAGUCAGUGCUAUAUCUUCACCCUCGUCAUUUAAGGUUGUAUGCAAGUGUCAUUAUUACAGGGGAAUGACUGGGAAACCUUCAGGGAAUAUAGGCAUGUAGAGAACAGACCCUGCCUUACAGAGGAUGAUGUUUGUGGUGUAGUGCAGAAACCCAUUGAGCUUCCUCGUUUUGUUGUCUAGUUGACCAGCUACUUCGUACCGAUCAUGCUUUGUGUGUGGGUAUCCUGAACAGGUGUCUGUAUUUUCUGCAUGUGAAAUCACUGCCUGUGAGUUCUAGCCCAGAGGUGCUUCUUUUGAGUCCUUAAGCAUAAGUACUCCAAAGAUUAUGAUUGAACUUUUAAUUUUCAAACCAGUGACAUGGUAUUUAUGUUUGUUCAAAACCAGUAACUUUAACACAGCUUUCAUUGUCUGUAGGCAAACCAUUCUUUAAUGUGAUGAAGUAACCGGGCAUUGUGAUGUUGGUUUGUUCUUUGCCAACAACUGCUGUAUGGAAUAUUUUGUACGUCAACUAUAGUCUGGAAGGUAAUUUAAGGUACUGACGUUUACUCCAAUAUCUGAAAAACUAUCGAACCUACUCCAGUCAAAGUUGGUAUGAGAUUAUUAAA
Haliotis rufescens (red abalone) is the source of this 3626-nucleotide messenger RNA. RefSeq lists its product as uncharacterized. The record is from RefSeq and is a predicted model, not a curated record. The coding region runs from base 77 to 2848 and encodes 923 amino acids. NCBI's taxonomy places the organism in Eukaryota, Metazoa, Mollusca, Gastropoda, Lepetellida, Haliotidae. The transcript has 18 exons.